Messenger RNA from Pleuronectes platessa (European plaice), 2615 nucleotides. RefSeq names its product neuronal PAS domain protein 4 like (gene npas4l). The transcript is spliced from 8 exons. Gene Ontology annotation, molecular function: RNA polymerase II transcription regulatory region sequence-specific DNA binding; DNA-binding transcription factor activity, RNA polymerase II-specific; protein dimerization activity. The record is from RefSeq and is a predicted model, not a curated record. The coding region runs from base 1 to 2226 and encodes 741 amino acids. NCBI's taxonomy places the organism in Eukaryota, Metazoa, Chordata, Actinopteri, Pleuronectiformes, Pleuronectidae. Gene Ontology annotation, biological process: regulation of transcription by RNA polymerase II.
AUGGUCUCCCACAGAUCCACCAAAGGAGCGUCCAAAGCCCGACGGGACCACAUCAAUCACGAGAUCAGGAAAAUGCGGGCUCUGCUGCCCACCACCCACGAGGACCAGGAGCGUCUGUCCUACCUGCACUCCAUGUCAGCCAUCUGCACCUACAUCAGGAAGUCUGUCCUCCUCCGGGGCGUCCUCCCUGGGGACGGAUCUCACUGCUCUCUACCGUACGAGGCCUUUCUCCAGGCUCUGCACGGCUUCAUCCUGGUCACCACCUCCCAGGGGAAACUGGUCUAUGUGUCGGAAAAUGUAGCAGAAUACCUGGGUCUGUCAAUGAUUGACGUGCUUCAAGGAGACACUUUCUAUGACAUGCUGGAACCCUCUGAUGUCGAUGAUGUCAAAUCAAACCUUGACAUGGAAAACAGCUUAUCAGGAGAGCGAAGCUUCACAUGUUGUAUGCAAACCUCCAAGGCCUUCAAGCUGCACCACAGCAGCUACUGCUCCAUGCUGGUCAGGGGCAGCUUCCAGUCCGUCCCUCUGCCCCGUCCGUCCUCCUCUGCCGCCCCCGAGUCUCUGUUUGUGGCCCUGUGCACCCCCACAGUGAACCGGCUGAGCAGCUCCGACUCCAGCUUCUGUCACAGCUUCACCAGCAUCCACAGGCUGGACAUGAGCUUCACUCAGCUGUCAGACAGUGUUUUAUACUAUCUGGGGUAUUCAGCCGAUGAGAUGACCGGGCGAUCGUGGUACAGCCUCGUCCACCCUGAAGACCUUUUGCUGAGUGCAGAUUCUCACAGAAGUAUAAUGGAAACAGAUGAUGGCUUCCAGGUGGAGAUGGUGCUGAGACUCCAGUGCAAGGAUCUGUCAUGGGCCUGGGUCUACACUCGAGCUAACAAGGACACCGAGUGUCAGGGCAUCAGUUGCACUAACCACAUCAUCAGUGAAACAGAGGCCAGAUUCCUGCAGAAGGAAAUUGGCAGCGAUGCCUUCAGGCCAUCAUCUCCGGCGAACUCCUGCCAUAUUGCAGCUCAACAGGCGCCACACUCUCAGACCUACAAUAAUACUAAAUCUUUCAAAAGGCAGAGGAGUUCCGACAGCCAGAGCGAAGAGCCUGCAGGUGCCAGAGUGAGGAGAGAGUCGGAGCAAGGCUACGCGGCGUGUGUCUACUCCCGAGAUGGGAGCUCACCUGUUCCCUCGGGUGAUGUCCCCACCUCUCUCUUCACGCCUCCCUACAGCCCGGCCUCCUCCGGCUCCCCUCUGCAGCAGGAAGAGCUCAGCCAUGACCUCCUGAUGGAUGUGCACGGCUACAGCGAUCAGCUGCUGUCCUCCCCGGAGGCCUCUCCCUCCUACUACUCCUACCCAGAGGCAGCGCUCACCUGCCACCCAAGGCCCUCCGACCCCCUCCCCGCGGCCGCUGAACACUCCUUUUACCAGGCAGCCUUGGGUGAGGUCAGGCCGCCCUCUCCGCUCUCCACCUCAUCUCCAAACUAUGAUUUCCAGUCUUGUACAUCUGAUGCUCGAUUGGUUCCAGACUGCCUGUCGGCGUCCGACAUGUGUGGGAGCCUGGCGGAAUGUGCUCUGCAUCAAGACAAUUACAGCCUUCUAGAGCAGCCAGAAGGGGGCGACCUUUUGCAAGUGCAACAUGUGCCCCACCACCAUGUGAUGCAUGCACACUCCAGUCUUCUAACCCCCAACCAGUCUCCUACGUCCUCAGAGUCUAACCAGUACAAUGAGAGGGAGCAGGCAGAGAUCAGUAUCCUGGCGCAGCAGAUUUCCUCUCUGGCCAGUAGCUUUGACAUGUAUCACACGAUAAAGCCCCUUCAGCGUACGGCUCACAGCCCCCUGCCCUCAGCCUGUGACUGGCCCCAGCACCCACCUCACCCCUCUGUCCUUCCUCUCAAGUGUGACCUGGUCCUCGACGACGGCGUGAUCGACAGCAUCCUGAAAGACCUGGACACGGCCACAAGAAAAAGCAGCACGUCCGACCCCCCUGAUGUGUCGUACACCUAUCAGCAGGGUUUAGUGUGCAGCAGGAGCGGGCCCCGUCAUUUGGAGCAGGAGCCCCUCGGCCCCUCCACGGCCACCCCAGAGGAGACGCUGCCUGCUGAGCGGUUCACUGCCAUGGUUCCCUUCAGUUUGCAGUUGGCACGCUUUGACCAAAACACUGGGUUGCAUCAACUCAACCACAAUAUGCACAUUAGCCUUCAGCAAGACGGACUUGCUAAAGAACACCUGUACUGAAAUAAGUCUGUGACUUACUGUGCUAGCAGUUGUAUGACAUAUUGUCAGGACAAUCUUCCUUCGCUGGAUCCAAAGAAGAACUUGAACAAAGACGUUUAAAGGACGUCUUUGUUCAGAAAGUUUCCCCCUGCUGACGUAUUUGUGAAUGUAGAAAAGAAUCUUAAGCAGAUGCUUUUCUCUUCAGGGCUACAGCUUUGUCUUCAUUCCUCCAGACUGCUGUCUACUCUCUUUAGUGUUUUACUAUAUUUUAUGAAACAGGUACAGUCAACACUUACACGCUGACAUGGAGAUAUAUUUUUCCUCUAAUACGAAGUGACCACAGUUUACUAUCCAGCACUUUAUCAUGUCUUUGCCACCAGAGGUGUAUAAAUAAGAAGAUGAGACCUAGA